AUGGCGGCGGCGGUCGCCGGCGUCGCGGCGUUGACUCCCUGGAUCAGCGUCGGCGUCUGCGGCUGCGCCGCGGUGGACGCGGCGUGGCGCUGCUUCGGGGACGGCGGGCUCCAUGCCCUUGUCAACUGCUGCUCCUUCGAGGGGGAAGUGCAAGAUUGCCUCAGCGUGACUGAAGAUGAGUACAACAAGACCAUGAAAGUCAAUGUAAUCACACCUUGGCUCCUGAUAAAGGCGAUAGCGAAGCGGUUCCGGGAUGCGCAGUCGGGCGGCUCCGUGGUUUGCUUGACCCAGAUCAUCGGCGCUGAGAGAGGAUUGUAUCCGGGGGCUGCGGCAUACGGCACAAGUUUAGGCGCCGUUCACCAGCUCGUCAGACUGUCGGCGAUGGAGCUCGGCAAGCACAAGAUCAGGGUGAACGCCGUCUGCCGCGGCCUCCACCUGGGGGACAAGUUCCCUCUCUCUGUUGGGGAGGAGAAGGCCGAGAAGGCGACCGGGGAGGUGAUGCCGCUGCGGCGGUGGCUGGACCCGGACAAGGACCUCGCUUCCACGGUGCUGUACCUGGUCGGCGACGACUCCCGCUUCAUGACAGGCACCACCAUCUAUGUCGACGGCGCACAGUCCAUUGUGCGCCCUCGCAUGCAUUCCUUCCUGUAGCAACAGCGGUUUGUGCAAAGGGAUCAACUGCCAUAAUUAAGCAGUCUCUAUGAAUGCAAUAAUUAACAGGGUUUAAGAUGGUAGAGUAAAGAUCAAAAUUGACAAAGAGUAUCCAGAAUCAACAUGAGUGGCACAGCAGGCCCUUCUUCAGAUUAAAAGACAAACGCAGAACCUUGCUGCACACAGGCAUCAAAGGAGUGAAAUGGAUUGAGUAGUCGACAUGUGGACCAAGCCGUAUCAAUGGCGUUCGGAGAGAACGGAGCAACCAACUACAUCCGCAUCCAGGGUAACGGCAUUACCGCCGGAGCGACGACGGAGGCGGCCAUGGCGGAGCGGGGGGUGGAGUCGGUCCUGUUCCGGAGGAAGAAGCUGAUGCCGCAGACCAACGACGAGCGGCUGGACGGCGUGGUGGAGCAGCUGGUGCGGGAUCCUCCGUGAUUCGGCCAUUGCCAUUCUCCACGGAUCUGGCCGUGGCCACAACCGACGCUGCCGGUUCCAUGGAGGAGCUCACCCCGGCCUUCUCCUCGUUUUCCUCCAUGGUCGGGUCUCCUGGUGGAGGUGCCGAUGCUGCCGGUUCCACAACGCAAGAGCCCGUGGCAACGCGGCAAACUGAAGUUGUUCGCCCGCGUCGCACAGGGCGUCUUUGGCGUCGCAGGAAACCCUACCUCGGGGUUGGCAUAGGGCAUCUCUGGCGUCGUAUGAAACCCCACCGCGGGGCUGGUGCAGGGAGUGGCCGACCAUCCCACCCUGCUGAAGCCGCAGGGCGUCUCUGCCAAGUCCAUGGUUGGCGAGUCCAAGGCCGUCUCUAUCCAGGCCUCCGUGGUCGAGGCGAACUGCACUAACAUCGAUGUCUGCCCUGAACUGUUUGCAUCUAAAAGCUCUUGUGACGAUGGAAAGUCUACCUCCAAGGGACCAAAAAAGAAAAUCGGUCCUAAAAGAUCUUCGCCUGACACAUCUACUCACGAUGACAGUGAAGUAUAUCAAGCUGGUGCUAAAAGAAGGACUCUUAACCCCUCUAUUCCUCAUAAGGAGAGCUUGGAGUCUGAAGAUUUUUCUGCAAAGUUUUCCCUGCAAAACUGAAGUUCAUGUCUCAUGUUUGGAUUAAUCACGGUGUAGUCUGAUGGUAAUUUGUCUACUUAGUGCAGUUUAUGUAUUCUUCCACAACUUCAUUUAAUGCUUUCAGAGUUAAAGUUUUGGGGAUAGUUUGGAUGUUAUACCCAAGGCAUUAUAAUUGCUCUAUAUUAUUCUUAAUUUCAUAUAUCAUCACCUUAGACUACUCGAACUGUCGGCCAUGCUUUGUGAUCAUGUGCGACGAGCAUAUUGUUCGGUGCUGCUAUUUUCCAUUCGCUGCUGGGUUGCUUCUACUCUCCACCAAUCUGUCAAGUAGCAAAGAGUAGGUUUGACCUCAAUUUCGAUGCAGACAUGGAUUGGGAUGUGAUGCAUGUACUUGCUAAUUAAGGGAUUUGGAUCUUGCCCUCAAUUAGAGUUCCCAAUCUCAACGAAGUGGGGUUUACGAAUUUUAUUAUUUUUUAGCUUGAAUGGACUGUAGCUUCGCUUAAUUGACUGACAGUUGUAUUUGACUGCAUAACUGGAUUAAUUGAUUUCAUGGCAGAUGCCGGUUUUGACCUUGGUUGAUCAUGCUUUGUUCCUUGUUUGGCCUGCAACAUAUUUUCUAUGCAUUCGCAGAAAUGGUAACUGAAUAAUUACUUCAUACUGCAGAACAUCUUGCUUAAUACCUGAGUCCCCGGCCCUUGUUGCUACAGGUUUAUCUUGGACAUGAUUCUCAAAGAAGAUACAGAUGUGCAUGCUUCAUAUCUUCUACACGCUUAUGCAAAGCAGGAUUUUAUUCAUAUUUUGAUGAGCUUAAUUUCUUAUGCUAAUGUUUGCUUCCGCCUGAAGGAUACAUAUGGUAUGUUUUGUGAGCGGUGGGUAUGGAUGAGGUGAGUGCGUCUGUUAGUGCAUCAUUUUUGUUGGAUACUUUAAUCUGUUAAGGUUGGUAUAUAUUGAGUGUUGAUGAUGACAUGUUUAUUUUGAUUGGCGUGGUUGCCUCAAAGUAAUGCCCUGCUACUCCUUGGGGGGCGUGAGUGAAGAUUUAUGCCUUAAGCAUAGGAAUGAGGGAGUAGGUAUCCAACAGAAUAGGCGAUGAUGCUAGGAGAAAAAGAAGACUUUGAUCUGGUUCUUCAAAGAGGUACAUCAAGGAACAAGUACAUGGUGCUACUCGAUGGUCAGCCAGAUUCUGACUAUUAUUUUGGGAUGCCAAAGAGAUAGCACAUGAUGUUCGACCGCUGGGGAAUUGAAGUAUAGUGCUUACCAAUAUACUGGCAUGUAUUUUUUUCUAAAGGAUAUAGUGGUUUCCUUUAGUUGAAAUACAUAAAAUUUUCACCCCCAAUGAUUCAACAAGAGUUGUUCAUUAAAAGUGUGUGGUCUCUUUCUUCAUCAAGAAUUGAAAUAUCUGUGCUAUUAUAACUCCAUGGAGAGCAAUAAUAUAAUUUUCACAAGGGGUGACCUUUA
Triticum dicoccoides is the source of this 3162-nucleotide messenger RNA. RefSeq names its product dihydroanticapsin 7-dehydrogenase-like. The transcript has 11 exons. The coding region runs from base 1 to 651 and encodes 216 amino acids. The record is from RefSeq and is a predicted model, not a curated record. Lineage: Eukaryota; Viridiplantae; Streptophyta; Magnoliopsida; Poales; Poaceae.